UCGUAAAAUAACAAUAAAAAAAAUCUUUGAAGUAUUACAAACCUUUCUUAUUUGAAAGGAAAGGAUGAAAAUCAUAUUCUUCCCCCUUUCUUUUUCUUUUUGAAAUAUUGUCUAAAGAAAUGUAAACAGUCACGUCACAACUACCAGGCUACGUCACAACACGCUCGUUGCAUUUCCCGCUAAACUGGUUCCUACAUUGGCGAGAAGAGCAAGACAGUAAUCCUACGUAUUGACAGUGAACCAGAUAAGUUUUCCUUGUUUUCAAUAUAAAUUUUUUGAAAAUGUAUUCAGAUAUGCUGCGCUCGCCCCAACGGUCACACCGUAAUCAUAUUACUUUAACCAAUGAAAGAUGGUGAUUAUCGAUUUUUGUUUGAGCUAUUUUAUUAUCAAAUACUCAUAAACUUACUAAAAUUGUGUGUUCCAGCAGUUUGGGUAAUUACUUGAUGUCUGAUAAUAAUCCUUAGGCAAUAUAUGAAAGCAGCGAUAAGCAUCUGUACCCACCGCGUGUGGAGGAAAGUAUGUUUGCGUCUCACUGUGCGUAAGAGUUCCACAAAGGGAAAUAGCUAUUGGGCAACUCGGAAAUUGCGUGUUGAUGCGCACUUUGAUUGAAUUAAUAAUCUCUUCAAAUGAAUUAAUGAUCUCAACAAUUGAAUUGAUGCACGUUACAAUUCAAUUGAAGAGAGCAAUAAUUGAUAUAAUGCACGCAUUAAAUCAUUUGAUGAGAGCAAUAAUUGAUUUAAUGUACGCAUUAAUUGAAUUAUUGCUCUCUUCAAUUGAAUUAAUGAUAUCUAUAAUUCAUUUCAAGAGAGCAAUAAUUCAAUCUUCAAUUCAACAUAUCCACAAUUGAAUUAAUUAUCUCUUUAAUUGAAUUGUUGCUCUCUUUAAAAGAAUUGAUGCGCGCAUUAAUUCCUUAUGCAAAAAUAUUGUAAUUUGUUAAAGAUAUCUUCAAUUGAAUUAAAGAGAUCAUCAAAUUAUUUAUACCGAGCUAUAAAUUAAUUAUUGCGAGCAAUAUUUCUACGAAAUUUAUGCCCUGAUCAAUUGAAUUGAAGAGAGCAAUAGCUGAAUUAAUGAUCGCAUCAAAUCUAUUAUUGCUCUCAUUCAAUGAAUUGAAGAGAGUAAUAAUUGAUUUAAUGCGUGCAUUAUUUCAAUUAAAUUGAAUUGAUGUUAUCUUCAAAUAAUUGAAGAUAUCUUCAAUUAUUUGAGUUUAUGUUAAUUUGGCGCUCUAUUCACAUGUACUCUUUAAUAGUAAAUUCGAACCCAAGCAAUAUGAUUACCUGUGGCUGGAAAUGUGCUUCUGAUUAAUUAACACAUUUUGUACAAUCUAAAGUUUUCGUGAUUGUCUUUUUGGUUUAGAUGUCCAGUUUCAUGCUUUUACCGGUCAUUGCGUUGCUGACUCUCCCUGCCGCCUCCCUGGGGGCCACGGAGGGUCUGUCUGCCGCGGAGAGGGGUCAGUUCUAUAACAGCCAGAACCAAGGAGGGGAGGUCACUCUCACGGAAUACGACUCCUAUUAUGUUAUAGCAUCAAACGGACUUCCGGACCAUGACAUGGAAAAAGUUAACCCAUUAACGGCUACCGCCCAAGACUUCGAGUACACGUUCGACAAAGAGUUGGAGUUCGCGUGCACUCCCGCAAAUCUUCCAAAAGGAACGAUUGGAAUCACCAAGACUGGUGUCGCCCUCUACAGCCCUCUCACCAGUGCUGAUCUGAAUGCUGUGGAGGGAGACGAUUCGGAAACAUUUGACAGCUGUAACGGUCAUACGAAUGGCCAGGGAGUUUACCACUACCACCAGUCUCCAGGGUCCGACAACUGUGGGGACACAUACACUGCAGAGCAUGACCAGUUCAUUGGUGUCGCUCUCGACGGUUUUCCAAUUUACGGUCCAUACGCUUCCGACAAAGGCGAUGAACCUCUGAGCUCAGAUGACCUUGACAUUUGUCACGGCCGUAUGGUGGACGGGAAGUAUCGAUAUCACUUGACCUUUGACUUCCCUUAUGUGUUGGGAUGUUUCUGGGGAUCCGACGCCAGAACUAACCGAAAGGCAGUGUCGUAUGUUUGUGAUUUGGAGGUUGGGACCGAUCUUACCGAGUGGGGAUACUUGUGCAGCAAUGUCGACGAACGAGGAGUUGACGCUACCAUCUGUAACGAUUACCCCGGGACCGUAGACGUGACCACCACCACCAAUACGCGCAGAUCGAAGAACCCACGGAACAGAUAUUUUGGGACCAGACAAAAUAAACCCAACCCUGCUCGAGAGGCUCAUCUCAAACGGUGGCUCAAACAGCUUCUGGAGGAGACAAAAUGAAGCGGCUCUGUAUUUUAAUGAAAUAUUUUAGACCUCAUGUUUUAUAAGUGGCUAUAUUAAAUUUUGAACUCCAUAAAUCAAACAACAAUAGGUUUCCUCGGAUUGUAAAACAAUGCAUUAAAAAUAUCGUAAUUUUA
This is a messenger RNA of Ostrea edulis (European flat oyster), 2441 nucleotides long. RefSeq lists its product as uncharacterized. The transcript is spliced from 5 exons. NCBI's taxonomy places the organism in Eukaryota, Metazoa, Mollusca, Bivalvia, Ostreida, Ostreidae. The record is from RefSeq and is a predicted model, not a curated record. Bases 1354 to 2304 code for a protein of 316 amino acids.